Messenger RNA from Linum tenue, 1829 nucleotides. Lineage: Eukaryota; Viridiplantae; Streptophyta; Magnoliopsida; Malpighiales; Linaceae. The record is from the annotation of a GenBank genome assembly.
GGUUAUGGAGGGGAAUCGUACUGAAAUUGGAGUCGGAAGAUACAGGGAGACGAGAAGAGGCGAUUGGAGUCAGCGGAUCUGAGGGAGUUGAGAAAGUAUCAUGCAGAGCAACAACACAGUAUCAACUUCAACAAAGCCAUCUUCCCUCUUUAAUCUCAUAGGCUGUCCUAUAGGCCGGUUGGGAUCAGACGAACAAUGGACGAGCAAGGUUCCGAUAACAUAAAGAAGUGGAUUGUGCUGUACCCGGUCUACAUAAAUUCCAAGAAGACCAUCGCCGAUGGCAGAAGAAUCGGUGCUCAAAAGGCUUGCGAGAAUCCUACCUGUAUUGAGAUUGCCGAUUGUUGCAAACACCUCAGUCUCCGCUACGCAAUUGAGCCUGAUAAAGCUUAUCCCCGGGAUUUCAUGCAAAGAGGGAGGGUGAGAGUGUUGCUGAAAAGGGAAGAUGGAACUCCCUACAAUCCUUCCAUUCCGACCCGAAAAGAACUAAUGCUCCGUGUGGCUGAGCUGGUUCCUCGACAUCCAGGAAGGACUAGGAAGCAGGAACCUGCAUCUACUUCAACUUCCGGAGCGUCCAAGUCUGAAAAGGGUAGAAAGAAGAAGAGGUAGUAGCUCGCUCAGAAGUCAUCUCUUUCACAGAGUAGGUCAUGAUAGAGCUGCUAUGAGUGUGAUGCCCCGGCAAAGUUAUCUGAGAAAUCAAUUGACUUACAGAUGUAUUUAGUUGGCUCUACAACCAGUGUACUUGGCACAUACUGAAAGAAACUUCUGAGCCACCCUCAGGGUAGAAACUUGGAGCUUAGUUUAAUUUGAACACCAGAUGAAGUUGUCUCCUGCUGCAGAGUUUUCCAUUUGCAGUAAUACUGUCCGGUUACGCCAAUGGUUAAUUAUUUUUUUCAUUGUUCAGAGUAUUUCAUCCACCUGCAUUGGUGAUGGUGGUUGCCCGGUAUAUGGUUCUUCUACAUCGUUUGUUUUCGGGUAUGCACUCCUAAUAAGAGCUCCAUAAAGUAAGGUUGAGCCACGUUUAAUCUUGUAUUCUUCCUUUACCUUACAUUUCACAGAGAUCACUCUCAUAAGAACUGGGAAAUGUUGGACAAAACUUUCUGGUAAGACCCAAAUAUUACAAUUUCCGGAAUAGGACAAUGGAGUCUUCCAUGAAAUACUACUAUCAGAUCCAAUUCAAAACGACCAAUGUAAGAGAGAUGUAAUAGCCCUAACCAAUAAAUUCAACUCAGGCCUUUUGGGUUGAGAAUCCAAGGAUGAAUUCCUUGAUCUCCUCACUAGCUCUAUCGAGGGCGGUCCUCCCAUCUACAUCCUUCACACUGUAAUUUGCUCCUGCUCUCAGUAGCUCUUCUAGUUUCGGCUUAUCGCCUUCAGAUGCAGCUAGCAUCAACAGUAUGUCCACUGGAUGGAUGUUCUGGCUCAAGAGUGCUUCCAUCUUGUCAUAUGACCUGUUCGACAUCGUCUCUGUCGAAAUCGUCACGGGCCUGGCUGCCAUAAAUCCCAGCUCCUUCAGCAUCAACGCCGUUCUUGCCGAACUUAAACCAGCACUUCACUCUCGAGCCGUUGGAGGGUCCGAUACUGCAGGGUCGGACCCGGUUUUGGAACCCCAGAAAGGAAGAAGUGAGCUUUGUAGCAGAGGACCGAGGAUGCGAAUGUCUGGAAGAGAAAUGGUGGAGGUGGGCGGUACUUGCACAUGGGAUUGAAGCCAUCUCUGCGGCUCUUUCUUUCUUGUGGUUCCCGGCUUCAACUUCUGCCUAUCCACUCAACAAUGGAAGGAAAAGUGUGUUAGCUCAUCGCUGGGAGCUGUACGAAAGAGAAAGGAUAGGAUGUGU